This is a messenger RNA of Corticium candelabrum, 4169 nucleotides long. RefSeq names its product phosphatidylinositol 3,4,5-trisphosphate 5-phosphatase 2A-like. The record is from RefSeq and is a predicted model, not a curated record. NCBI's taxonomy places the organism in Eukaryota, Metazoa, Porifera, Homoscleromorpha, Homosclerophorida, Plakinidae. Gene Ontology annotation, biological process: regulation of signal transduction; regulation of immune response; phosphatidylinositol dephosphorylation. Gene Ontology annotation, molecular function: phosphatase activity; protein binding. The transcript is spliced from 31 exons. The coding region runs from base 137 to 3643 and encodes 1168 amino acids.
CUAUCAGAGGUGCCCCUUGCUGUGUCUCACCAUCAAGCGAAGGAUCACACUCACAACCAGCUUCAAGAAUCGCUCACUAGCCAUCCAUCAUUAUUUCCUUCUAUCAGACUAGCGAUCAUCACAAUUCUCUCAUCCGAUGUCUUCCCAGACAUCAGCUCCUUGGCAGUUUCGCCGUCUGGGACGGCUAGAGGCGGAAAAGAUGUUGGUCGAGAGUCAAAAGGACGGCGCGUUUUUGGUGAGAGAAAGUGAGAGUAUGAAGGGAGCUCACGUGCUGUCUCUUGGUUUACAAGGCAAAGUGCAUCACUACCGUGUGAUGCCAUCUGAGAAGGGAUAUUACAUCCAGGCAGUGAUAGGUUUGCAACAGAAGCACUUCCAAACGUUAGAGGAGCUUGUUCAGUUUUAUAAGCAAUCUGACAAUGGGCUGGCAUCAUGCUUAAACCAUCCUAUCACAGCAACUAGCCAAGAGGAGGAGGAAGAUACAGACGAAGAUGAUGACAACGAAAGUGGUGAUGAGUUCAAAAUGGUAAAGUUCUUCCAGGCAUCACUGAGUGGUGCUAAGAUUGACGAAACAAAUGUUGAUGAGGCCUUUGCAUCUUUGCUAACCAAGUAUGUAAACGAUGGUAUUGUAAGAGACGUGGAUGCUAUGCAAGUAGAGAGGACAAAGCUGCCUGACCAGUUUCUACAACUAGUUCAGUUUGCUUAUCAAGAUAUGGAACAAGAGUUGACAAAAUUUGGAAGAAGAAUGGAGGCAAUGAAGAUCUUCCUUGAUCGCUGUAUAGGAACGAAACGCCAUUUGUCACCGAGACGACGGGCUGCUCAGAAGAAGAAUGACUCGUCAUUGGAAUCGUUGGCCUCCAGAUUUGCUGACCAAGCCACAGAGAUUCGAUCGAUCGAGUCUAAGGCUUUGCAAAUGCUGGCACAGACAGCUACCAUGAUUUAUCCGAUCACUCAAAACGUUCCAGCCACAAGAGAGGAGCGACCCUUGUCAGCAUUGUUACCUCAGACAAUACAAACGUUUGAGGUGCAGUCAAUUCAUGCAGCUCGGGUGACUAAGAAAGGUUUCUUGAAAGUUGAUGUUCAGUCAGGCCAGAUGUUUAUCUGCAAGACUCAAGAUGAUUUUCAGACGCCAUACAAUCAUAUGCAAAUUUUACAGCUUAUCAAGUCGAGAUCAAACCGAGCAAAGUUGGGUGUGAAACUAGAAGGAAAAGGACGGAGAGACUUUCAGUUUGAAGACGUCAAGAAACGUGAGCUUUUCUGUCAAAUGGUACAACAGAUGCGCAACGUGCAUAGUGAGAGCCGGGAAGUUGAUGCCAUCUCUGUUUUUGUUGGAACGUGGAAUAUGGGUGACGCUGAGCCUCCUCACCCGUUCAGUUCUUGGUUAAAAUGUUCAGGGAGUGGAAAGUCACUGGAUCCAAUCAUCGGUUCUUUGCCUCAUGAUAUCUAUGCAUUUGGAACUCAAGAGAGUGCACUUAACGAGAAGGAAUGGAUACAAAGACUGAAGAGCUCUUUGAAUGUUGUUGUUAGAAUCAAUUUUAAGCUGGUUGCUGCUCAGACACUGUGGGGAAUUCGAUUGGUUAUUUUGGUGAGAGAAGAACAUUUUAACAAAAUAUCCCACGUCCAGGUGGCUACAGUAAAGACGGGCAUAGGUGGAGUUGCAGGCAACAAAGGUGGUAUAGGCAUUUCAUUCUUUUUCAACGGAACGUCUUUGUGUUUUGUAAAUUGUCAUCUCACAUCUGGAAACGAGCGUUGCCAUCGACGGAACAACAAUUUUUAUGAUAUUCUUCGUGGUCUUCAAAUUGGUCAAGCGUCACGCAAAAUGGGUGGAGCAUUUGACCUUACACAUCAGUGUCAUCACGUUUUUUGGUUUGGUGACCUUAAUUAUCGGAUUGAUUUACCAGUACAGGAAAUCUUUGAUUGUGUGGAAAAGAAAGAAUACGGUCGACUCAUGGAGUGCGACCAGCUGAAGGUUGAACAGAAAGAUGGUCGCGUCUUUGCCAACUUUGAUGAAGAAGAAAUCAACUUUGCUCCAACAUAUCGUUACAAGCGAGGAACCAGACUAGAAUACGAGUACCAGAAAUUCAAGAAGACUGGGGUUCGAAUCAAUGUGCCUUCGUUUUGUGAUCGUGUGUUGCUCUCAUCGUUUCCAGGGACACAAGUGAACAAUAUGGCUUACGGUUGUACUGAUGACAUUAUGACAAGCGACCAUUCACCUGUAUACGCGGCGUACCAAGUCGGCAUCACAUCUCAAUUCAUUUCUGACUCUGCAAGUUCAGCAAUGGAAAAACGAAAUCAGAGUGACUGUCAGAUUCGUGUGACGUCCAUCAGUGCUGCUGUUUGUACAAGCAGCAAUACGUCAUUUUACUUAGAAAUCUACUCUGGUUGUUUAGAAGGUGUGUUUCGUAGCAAGAAGAAUACGUUGUUUACUAGUGCAUCCACUUGGGUUGGACUGCCAACCGGUGGACAAGAAAAGGCACAUUACACGUAUCCGGAAUGGACUGCUGCUGCGUUUGAGCAGGCGAUUCAUCCUAUUAUGUCGGAUCGUGGAUAUCUUGAACAACAGUAUUUACACAUUGCUGUGAAGUCUGUUGAAGAUGAUGAAUCAUAUGGCGAAUGUGUUGUGUCUCUUCGGUCUGUCAUCACGCCAGUUCCUUCAAUGUUUCAGAGUCCGUUGACACAUCGUGGAAUGGCUACAGGUUUGCUGCAUGGCACAAUACAUUUGCCUUGGAAUAAAGACGACACUAAAUCACCAAGACCAGCAUCUGCUUACGAAAUGAUUACGAGUUUUAUAUCAAAUGAUGACGAAGAUGAUUCUCAACUUGGUCUUCCAAUUGGUCGUGAAAGAUCUGUAGUUUCUAGUCCUCAAAGGUGGCGUUCUGUACGUCAAAAGAAGAGCUCUAGUGAACUCAACUCUUCCAACUUUGUUUAUGCUCACUCGGUUGAUGUAGAGACAUCGAAUGGCCACUUACGAUCUAAUGGUGUGGGAUCGGAUGAGCGGAGACAUGAACAAAGUCUUACUUCCCAAUCCACGAGAAGUUAUGAUACUGGGCCAAGACGCAAAGCACAUACUCAAGGCACAAAUGAUGAGGGGUUAGAUGAUAUGUCUAUACAGCUGACAUUUAGGAAGGAAUACCAACCAAAGCCCAAUAUUCGGUCUCGCCCACCACUAUUUCCACGGGAAGAUGACGACUCUAGGGCAGCUGCUGCUUUGCCUCAAAAGAAACCUUCUUCGCUAAUACCACCUCAUGCCCAAAUCAACGUAUCAGGUCCUCCUUCUCCUUCUGCAGCAAGACGACGGCCACCUGCAAGUACAUUGGGACCGCAGUUAGGUCCUGAAAUUGCCUCAUCAGCUGCUCAAAGAGCAUCUAAAGGAUCCAUGUCUUCUGUCAAAGAGUUAGCACCUAAACCAGGGAUUGCUCAGAGACCAAGACACAAACCAGAAAGUCCUGAAACGAGACGAAAAAAUACAGUUGUAGCGCAGUGGUUGCAGGAUGCUGGCCUGCCUGGGCGUUAUUCCUCGCUUUUAGUUCAGUCUGGAUGGGAUGAUCCCGCAUUCUUCUCAGACAUGUCAGCUGCUGACCUGAUGGGAGUUGGAAUCACAAGUCAAGAACAUCAGAAGAAGAUACUCCAAGAAGCGUCUAAGUAAACAGAAACGGAAUUCAUUUUGAUAAAAAAAUAGUGACUGCAUACUGGAGCGUCAGCUGUGCUGUCUAAUUGAUGUGUCUUUUUACGGGCGGUCAUUGGUUUGUACAUAAAUUACAUAUCAAGUGUAAGUAAUUAUUUGACGCAAGGAAUGUCACAAAGCCACUGUUAUCUGCUUGUGACGCUUUGUAAUCCAUUAAGGAUAUUGUUUUGCAAAUUUAUGCAUAACGAAGGUUGACUCCAGUGUCAAGCUAUGGAGAUAAGAUAGGCAUUUAGCACAAGGAGGCGUCAAGGAUAUUGGAGUGUCAUGCACACUCCAAUUUGGAUUUCUAAUUUAGCAGGCGGGGCGAAAGGAGAGAGUGGGCUUCGCGGUCUAGGAUCCUUACAGGAUAAGCAGACACGCUAGCGCAACGCUUCACGCCUCUCUCUCUUUCGUAUGCAUUUUGGUUGUGCGGAGUGUGAGGCACAGGAUGCGCAUCAUCUGUGAAAUACACAUCUACCGAUCAGAACCUGUUUUUCUCACCGUCAAG